AUGUCCUACAGCCACGCACCAGUGUCCCCCGGUCCGCUGAACUCCUCCAGCGUGUGCCUCAGCCCUGGUCCCUGUCUCUGCUCUAAAGCCUGGAGCUCUGCGGUCUGGGACGUGGACUCCUCUGGACCCUGGAGCUCUGUGGGCUGGGAAUCCUCCGGACCCCCCCCAGAGCCUUGGCUGCUGCCCGGCUGCUCCUCUGUGUACGACAGUCUGGUCAGUAACGUGUCUCCGAUCCCGUCUCCUCCGAGCUCUGGGACGAGAGCCGAGCGCGCCACCAAACCCCGACGGUAA
Knipowitschia caucasica is the source of this 291-nucleotide messenger RNA. Lineage: Eukaryota; Metazoa; Chordata; Actinopteri; Gobiiformes; Gobiidae. The record is from the annotation of a GenBank genome assembly.